CAAUGGGUUUGUACUGUGAGUAGUUGUAAUUCAAUGGACAAGGCGAAAAACGAAUGCUUUUGGAAACUGUUCAAGUAUAUUGGUGGAAAAAAUGCUGAAAAUGUUAAAGUGCCUAUGACUGCUCCAGUUACCAUCGAAAGCAUGCCAGAUAGUGAGUCUGUCAUGAAAAGGCGCUUUGUAAUGGGUUUCUACGUUCCUGAGGCCUUCAAGUCAAAUCCACCCAGUCCUACUGACAACGAAGUGUUUAUUGAGAGGAGACCUUCAAUGAACGUCUACUGUCUUACCUAUUCUGGAUUUUCAGACAAUGAUAAAGUGUUAAAAAAUGCUCGUAAAUUAGGCGAUACAUUAGAUCGACUUGGCUUAAAGUAUACACCAGAUCCAUUCUAUUUUGCUGGUUAUGAUUCACCAUUUAAACUCAUUAAUCGUCGUAAUGAAAUAUGGUUUAAAGCUGAUUGAAUCCACACACACACACACACAC
Messenger RNA from Trichobilharzia szidati, 478 nucleotides. NCBI's taxonomy places the organism in Eukaryota, Metazoa, Platyhelminthes, Trematoda, Strigeidida, Schistosomatidae. The record is from the annotation of a GenBank genome assembly.